Sus scrofa (pig) is the source of this 1553-nucleotide messenger RNA. RefSeq names its product olfactory receptor family 10 subfamily A member 7 (gene OR10A7). The record is from RefSeq and is a predicted model, not a curated record. Gene Ontology annotation, biological process: G protein-coupled receptor signaling pathway. NCBI's taxonomy places the organism in Eukaryota, Metazoa, Chordata, Mammalia, Artiodactyla, Suidae. Gene Ontology annotation, cellular component: membrane. Gene Ontology annotation, molecular function: G protein-coupled receptor activity; olfactory receptor activity.
CUAGCCCAUAAUUUAUCUCUUUGCAUCUGCGGUACAUUUUAAGAUGACUCUGUCAUUAGCCGUCUAAACUCUUUCUACUUGAUCCUGAAACACAGCAUGCCUCCCGAUGAUGAACAUGAGCUGCAGACUAUGAUUCCAGAUGAGAGAGAAGAACUGCAUGUAGGUGGAAAGCAACUAGUAGGCUUCAUGCAGAGAAAGAAUUUCUUUUCCUCCGGCUUGGUCUCACUGUAAACAUUCCGCUUCAGAGAAAUAAAAUGGUAAGGACAAUUGAGGAUAGAGAUGUAUUUAUGGCUUUUCCUAAUAUAUUUGGGGUUAUAUUUAAAGACGAGCCUUUGGUGCACAUGCUUUGGUUCUUAGAAGUAAGCUAGUCUAAGAUAUGAUUUGUGAAAAUCACACCCAAGUGACUCAAUUUAUUCUUCUCGGCUUCACAAACAACCCUGAAAUGCAAGUUUCCCUCUUUGUUUUAUUCCUGCUCAUCUAUUUGGUCACUUUGUUGGGCAACUUCCUUAUUGUCACCGUUACCAGUGUGGAUCCUGCUCUUCAAACACCCAUGUACUUCUUUCUCAGAAACCUGUCCCUUCUUGAAGUCUGUUUCACCUUGGUCAUGGUGCCGAAGAUGCUGGUAGAUCUGGUGUCCUCAAGGAAGAGCAUCUCUUUUGUAGGCUGUGGUACCCAGAUGUACUUCUUUUUCUUCUUUGGCAGCUCUGAAUGUUUCCUCCUCUCCAUGAUGGCUUAUGAUCGCUUUGUGGCCAUCUGUAACCCUCUCCGUUAUUCAGUCGUAAUGAAUAGGUCGCUGUGUUUGUGGAUGGCUCUAGGUUCUUGGAUGUCUGGUGUUCCUGUCUCUAUGCUGCAGACAGCUUGGCUGAUGGCCCAUCCUUUCUGUGGACCAAACACCAUAGACCACUUCUUUUGUGAUGGGCCCCCAGUGUUGAAACUAGUCACCCAGGAUACAACCAUGUAUGAAAUGCAAGCACUUGCCUCCACACUGCUAUUUAUCAUGUUUCCCUUUUCCCUCAUUUUGGUCUCCUACACCCGUAUUAUUAAAACCAUCUUGAUGAUGCCCUCUGCUACUGGCCGCCAGAAGGCAUUCUCCACUUGUUCAUCCCACCUCAUUGUGGUAUCCCUUUUCUAUGGAACGGCCAGCUUGACCUACCUACGACCCAAAUCCAACCAGACCCCUGAGAGCAAGAAGCUAGUGUCAUUGUCCUACACUGUCAUCACACCUAUGUUAAAUCCUAUCAUCUACAGCCUGAGGAACAAUGAGGUGAAGGGGGCAGUUAAGAGGACUGUCACUCGAAAAGUCUUACGGAAGUUAGAUGUGCCUUGAAUUCUCCUGUGUAGAGUUUCUGUAAGCAAAGUAGGAGCACCAGAACCCAUGAACAAAAGCUUAAAAGGAGUGGGGAGUUUGCUCUUAUUUUGUCAGGGUCAGUUACCAUGAUGGGUGAACCUUAUUGUCACCAUUGGAGUCACAGUUCAAGUUGGGAUAACUGCGAACAUCUUUAUGAAGGGAUUAUUGACAAAUCGUGGGGCAGCUCAUAUGAUGGAAAUUCCAU